Suillus discolor is the source of this 768-nucleotide messenger RNA. RefSeq lists its product as uncharacterized. The record is from RefSeq and is a predicted model, not a curated record. The transcript has 7 exons. The annotation marks the transcript as partial. Lineage: Eukaryota; Fungi; Basidiomycota; Agaricomycetes; Boletales; Suillaceae.
AUGAGCAACGGCAAUCAAUUAACGGACUCGAGCCCAGUUUUCCAGACACCACAACAGUUGUUCGCGGAAGCUCGGUAUAUUACUCAUGUCCGACCGCCAAACAAAGUUCGUCGGUUUCUGAGCAAAGUCAAGGAUGGUGUAACGAAGAAGAUUCCUCGCUGGAUCCUGAACAAUUUGCGCAGCCGCAAGCCUGUUCUCCCGAACGUUGACCACAAAGGCCCCUCGUCAACUCCGAAGAUCAAGCCUGAGGUUCAGAAUGCUCCAUCUGGUGUGAAACAAGACGGUGAUCCCCAAUCGGCACUUCGGGACGCCAAAAAGGCUGUCAAAGGCAUGAAAAUACGUUCAAGGCCUGUAGAAUCCAGGGCAUUUGCCAACCAAAAUGCAUCAGGGGGUCUCGAGGACGCAUGUAGUUUCCAGGACAUGUAUCUUCAACCCCUCAGGACAUUCGACAAUAUUAUCGGAAAGCUCGCGGAUGUACAUCCAUAUGCAAAGAUUGCACUAGGCGUCUUGUCUUGUGCUUCAAAGAUGGUCAUCGCCCAAUCGGAUCGCGACCGAGCAGUCCAUUGUCUUGUCGACAAGUUGGAUCAAGUUUAUAACUUCAUGAUCCAAGACGAGACGCUUGACCACAUUUCAUCAAUGCGUGAUAUCCUUGGACAGAUCUCCCAGCAGACCCUUGAAUGCGCUCGCUUCAUUAGAGAUUAUUCAGAGACCAAGAGCUUCUGGAAGAGACUUGGGAAAGACGUUCUCACCGAAACAAAUAAUGAAAUU